AUGACAGAGGAGACAUACACCCUUUUUAUUUUCGAAGACGAUCUCGAAUGCACAAAAUUUCUCCUCCGGAGAAUCGUCAAAUGUUCUCCAACAGACACGCUCGGAAAGUUUUUUCAGAUUUGCACCGAAGCUCACGAGCCAAAGCAGCCGGGAAGAUGGGAGCUUUACAGGGCGCGCGAAAGGGCCCCUGCGCUCGAGUCACUAGAAGAGAUCGAUAGAUUCGUAGACGAUAAUUUUUUCGAGGCUCCAAGUCGCUUGUUCAGAGAUUCCAGGGCAUAUGUUUACACUGCCAAGUCCAGUGAAGCGGGUAAGGUCACUAUCGCAACUUCCAUUCUGGGUCAUCGUGUCUUCGUCGUUUACGCCUUCGACGACGCUCCCAUCGUACGCACACCGCUCCCUGCUAUAUCAGAGAACCGAGCAAAGGAUGACCGAGACACUGUGGUAAAACAGGCGAAGAAUCAUCCAGUUCCCUCAACUGGUGUAAAGACGUCUCAGAUGCGGAAGCGACAGACACCUGGGCGACUUGAUGCUCUGUUCAACGGAAGGCCGGACUCUCUCUCUCCUACUCCUAUCGCCAUCUACCAUCCUGUCUUCUCUGAGUUCGCCGACGCCGCCUCUUCCCCAAACCCACCGUUGACCGCAGAAGAGCUCAAGUAUGCAGCCAACCUCAUAUCCGUGGCGUCUGAGUUCUACAUGGACGAAGCGAAGCGUCAGGACAAGAUGGCAGAUGCGCUGGCACCGAUGUUAGGGAAUCAUGGAGUAUGUCUCGCAGAAACCAGGAUUCAGGUAGGAGACUCGUUUGUCAAGCCAGACUGCCAUACUCGAGUGCCCUGUGUGCAACACUCUCUACCCGAAGCACCGGUUGUAGCCUACACGCUGGUCGGAGAAUGGAAGCUCGAGAUAGGGGAUGGUGGAUGCGACCCUCUGGCGCAAGCUGGAUGUGUGCAUACGGCUUUGUGCUCAGCGGACAAAUAUGGGUCUAUUCGCGCCGCAUCCUGCUGCCCCGCGUUUCUCAUCGCCUUCAUCGGACCAUACUUCGCCAUCCAAGGAGCUGUUUUCGCAGAUCGAUUCAUGGCCCAGCACCUUACCGACUUGAUCUACCUCGGCCCCAGCGACGUAAAUGCCAAUAUCGAUCAUGCCAUCAUCCGUAUUGCCAGUAUCUUCCGCGCCCUGGGCAUUGCGUUGGACUCCCUUGAAGACUUCUACAAGCAACUUCCGCUUCCAUUGACGCGGCAAUCACCUACACCGUCGCGCGGAUCGACCCGCACGAGCUCGCCCCGUGUCUCCACCCGUUCGAUGUCAGGAAGGAACAGUGCCAUCCCUUUGCCAUCAGUGAUGCAACGAACCCUUCCCAUCCAAUACGACACUCCGCCUUUUGUUGGACCUGCUUUCCUAGAGUUCACGAAGGACGGCACGACGUUCAAGCUGCAGUACAAAGAACGUCUCGACCCACGCCAUUUCGAGAAGGCAGUGUUCAAGGCGACGUGCACCGAGGACGGGACCAACUACUUCCUGGUAGUUGUCAAGUUCGCCCGUACGUAUUCAAAAGAGGCCCAUACGCUUCUGCAAGAUCUGCCGAGGCCUUUGGCACCCAGGUUGUGGUUUUGCGACAAGGCUCUGGAUCUCGGAAGUUGGUGGGUUGUCGUGAUGGAUUACAUUCCAGAGCCCCCAUCAACUUUAGACAAGGAGCGGGUGAAAGCAGAUGUGAGGGAGGCCGUGGAGGUGUUACAUGGUGCUGGCAUUGCGCACGGUGACCUUCGAGAUGCGAACGUUGUGAUGACCCACGAUGGGGCGAUGGUGGUGGAUUUCGACUGGUCUGGGAGGCACGGAGAAGUGAAGUACCCAGCCACCUUCAAUAGGAAUAUUGAUUGGCCGGAUGGUGCGACUCCACUAGGACCGAUCCUGUGCGAGCAUGAUGAUGACAUGCUGGAUAAGUUUGAACAUUGGGUGGAUGGGUUGUAG
Molecule: messenger RNA, 1962 nt
Organism: Stereum hirsutum FP-91666 SS1
Lineage: Eukaryota; Fungi; Basidiomycota; Agaricomycetes; Russulales; Stereaceae
Exons: 5
Coding region: 1-1962 (653 amino acids)
Source: RefSeq, a predicted model, not a curated record